This is a messenger RNA of Papilio machaon (common yellow swallowtail), 2107 nucleotides long. It is a transcript of the gene Cyp18a1, whose product is annotated as cytochrome P450 18a1. The transcript has 6 exons. Bases 269 to 1885 code for a protein of 538 amino acids. Lineage: Eukaryota; Metazoa; Arthropoda; Insecta; Lepidoptera; Papilionidae. The record is from RefSeq and is a predicted model, not a curated record. Gene Ontology annotation, molecular function: iron ion binding; heme binding; oxidoreductase activity, acting on paired donors, with incorporation or reduction of molecular oxygen, reduced flavin or flavoprotein as one donor, and incorporation of one atom of oxygen. Gene Ontology annotation, biological process: xenobiotic metabolic process. Gene Ontology annotation, cellular component: intracellular membrane-bounded organelle; cytoplasm.
UACGCGGUUCGUAGCGGUGAGCGAUGGAAAAGCGGCGGAGAGAGGAGGCCCGGUGGGACGAGCCUGCGCGCGCGCCACCCCGCGCGUAUUUAUUGGCAAGGCCACGCCAGCGGCGCGCCAGUGCGCAAGAGUCGCUCGCACGCGAUAUACAAUCACGACGCAGCGUUCACCACUUAUCGUCGCGAUCUACGCUGCGCGCUAAUGUUUCGUUCCGUAUCUCAAUAUACGUAGAGUCUUUCUUUUUAUCCGUUAAAUAAAAGCCGCAAACAUGUUAUCAAUAUUCACAAACUCUAGAAUUUUAUGGGGGCUAUGGCAGAUCGUGUGCUACAGCUCGACGCGAGCUACGUUACCUCUGGUGCUGGGUGUGGUGCUAGUGUACCUCACGGCGUGGCUAUUGGUCCUGAUCCGGGAGACGCGCAAACUGCCGCCAGGCCCGUGGGCACCUCCCAUCGUGGGCUACCUGCCCUUCCUUGGUGUUCGGCAUAAAACGUUCCUGUCACUCGCGAGAAACUAUGGUCCGUUGUUCUCGGCUCGACUGGGCAACCAACUGACGGUCGUCCUCUGCGACUACAAACUCAUCAGGGAAGCGUUCCGUCGCGAAGAGUUCACCGGUCGCCCUAGCACACCACUCAUGCAUACGUUGGAUGGUCUUGGUAUCAUUAAUAGUGAGGGCCGCCUGUGGAAAAACCAACGCCGGUUCCUACAUGAAAAGCUUCGCGAAUUCGGUAUGUCGUACAUGGGCAACGGCAAGAAAAUCAUGGAAAGUAGAAUUAAGAGUGAAGUUUACGAGCUGAUAACUAACUUGCAACGCACGGAAGGCGCGCCCGUAGACGCGAACCCGUUGCUCGCUUUGGUCGUAUCGAAUGUAAUUUGCGGUAUCACGAUGUCCGUACGCUUCAGUCACGGCGAUUUACGCUUCGAGAGGUUAAACCAUCUCAUUGAAGAGGGCAUGCGGCUAUUUGGCGAAAUACAUUACGGAGAAUACAUUCCAUUAUACAACUAUCUACCCGGAAAGGCACUUGCACAGGAGAAAGUUGCCAGAAAUCGUGAAGAAAUGUUUGCUUUUUAUCAAACUCUAAUAAAUGAGCAUCGCGACACUCUCGAUCUUGAUAACGCCAGAGAUCUUAUCGAUGUUUAUCUUAUUGAAAUUGAAAAAGCGAAGAAUGAAGGCAGAGAAGGCGAACUUUUUGAAGGCAGAGAUCAUGAACUACAAAUCAAACAAAUUCUUAGUGACCUGUUUUCGGCCGGUAUGGAAACGAUCAAAUCUUCGUUGCUGUGGAUGAUUGUGUUCAUGCUUAGAAAUCCCGAAGUCAAAAGGCGAGUUCAAGAGGAAUUGGAUAGCGUUAUCGGAAGCGAUCGUAUUAUCACAGUUGAAGAUAUGCCAGACCUCGUAUAUACAGAAUCAACAAUCUUGGAAACGUUGCGGAUGUCAAGCAUCGUACCUCUCGCGACUACACACUCGCCAACAAAGGAUGUCAACCUAAACGGCUACAGGAUCCCUGCAGGCUCUCAAGUCGUACCUCUUAUAAACUGCGUACACAUGGACCCCACCCUCUGGGAAGAACCGAGCAAGUUCAACCCGAGCAGAUUCAUCGACGAAGCCGGCAGAAUUAAGCGACCGGAGUUCUUCAUGCCAUUCGGAGUGGGUCGCCGAAUGUGUCUAGGUGACGUUCUCGCCCGUAUGGAGAUGUUCAUGUUUUUCGCGACCAUCAUGCACCAGUUCGACAUCCAAAUGGAAGCGGGUGCUGCUCCUCCUUCCUUGGAAGGUACGGUCGGAGCAACAAUUUCACCGCAAUCGUUCCGCGUGCGCUUCUUGCCACGCUUGAUAAACGCGGCAAAUCUUGCACCCGAUCAUCCCCAUUUGCGCCAUGUCGGAGCUCACUAGAACAGCUCCUAUUGCCGCCAUGGGCGUACCUAGGAUAUUUACUAGAUAGCUAUGUAUAAUGAUUUCGACGCUACAAUAUUUCGAUCACGCACCAUCUCGAUGUUAUAUUACAGCGCUUCAGAAUUUGCGAAGUCUUAGCAACACCCUAGUUACGCUCAUGUUUGCCAGAAAAACCCACAUACCCACCAGUAUUCAAUGAUCACUCGUUUUAGAGCGUAUCGA